CACUCUCUUCCGCCCUCUUACCACCACCAUGGCCAACCUCAAGCAAGGCGAGUUCGUCGGCUCUCUCGAUUGCGGCACCACCUCUACUCGUUUCCUCGUCUUCGACAAGUAUGCGAACAUCGUGGCUGAGCAUCAGCUGGAAUACCCGCAGUACUACCCCGAACCCAGCUGGCAUGAACAGGAUCCCGAGGAGUUGAUGGCGAGCUGCGACGCCUGCAUCGCUGAGGCGAGCAAAGCGCUCGAGGCGGCCGGGUGGGCCAAGGAGAGCAUCAAGGUCAUCGGCAUCACGAAUCAGCGUGAGAGCGCGGUGGCCUGGAGCCGCAAGACGGGCAAGCCGCUGUGCCGCCUGAUCGUGUGGGACGACUCGCGCACGAAGAACACGGUCGCGCACUUUGAGCACAAGCUGCAGACUGCGGGUAUCGAGGUCGCGCCCGGGGAGUUCAAGAAGGAGGAAGAGGGCAUCCAGGCGCUCAGGAAGCUGUCCGGCCUUCCGAUCUCGACCUACUUCUCGGCGAUAAAGCUGCGGUGGAUGAUUACCCACCACGAGAACGUCCGCAAGGCGCAUGAGGAGGAUGACCUCAUGUUCGGUACCGUCGAGUCCUGGAUCGUCUACCGCUUGGCCGGCGGCACGCAGUCGAACCUCCACAUCACCGAUGUGACCAACGCUUCGCGCACGCUGCUCAUGAACCUCAGUACUUUGGAGUGGGACCAUGUGCUGUUGAAGUUCUUCGAGAUCAAGGACUCUGUCCUGCCCAAGAUCGUCUCCUCAUCCGAGGUUUACGGCGAGCUUGCGUACGGCCCACUCAAGGGCGUGAAGAUCGCUGGUCUCGCGGGUGACCAGCAGGCGGCGCUUGUGGGCAACAAGUGCCUGAAGCAGGGAGAGGCGAAGUGUACAUACGGCACUGGCGCAUUCCUGCUCUUCUGCACGGGCGAGGACAUCGUACAGAGCGGGCACGGACUUCUGUCGACGGUAGCAUACCGUGACGGAAACAACAAGCCCGUCUAUGCUCUUGAGGGUAGUAUCUCCGUUGCCGGUAGCGCAAUCAAGUGGCUUCGGGACUCGAUGAAGAUGGUUCAGUCGGCGCCCGAGGUGAACACUCUCGCCGAGUCUGUCCCGAACACCGGGGGCGUGUACUUCGUUACCGCCUUCUCUGGUCUGCUUGCGCCUUACUGGGACCCCGGAGCGGCGGGUCUUCUCAUCGGUCUCUCGGCGUACACGACCCCGGCACAUAUCUGCCUCGCCACCAUCGAGGCGAACGCCUUCCAGACGCGUGCGAUCCUCGAGAACAUGAAGCUCGACUCGAACGCGGACCUGAAGCACCUCAUGGUCGACGGCGGCAUGACCAACGGCGACAAGGUCAUGUCCGUCCUCGCUGACCUCGGUGGCUUCACCGUCAUCCGGCCCGAGAUGCGCGAGUCCACCGCGCUCGGCUCGGCGCUGCUCGCGGGCUCGGCGGUGCGCCUGCACGGUUGGGACAUCAGCAAGCCGGAGACGCUGUCGGAGGUGAACACGAAGGGCAGUCUCGAGUUCACGCCGUCGAUGCCCGAACCCGAGCGGGAGAAACGUUGGCAGGGAUGGAAGCGUGCCAUCGAGCGCUCCAAGGGCUGGGAGGAGGGUGUCGACGAGUAGGCCUUCGCACCGCCUAUCGAGCGUGUUGUUGGCGAGGAAGAGAGAAGCAGUACGAAUGCUUGUAUACCUAGUAGCCAGUAUCUGUAUAACGACACACAUGUAGUAUUGUUGGCGACGGAGAUGAGUAUAUGUAACUUAUCUAGUUUGGUUCCUACCGGUAGCGCGCUAUCGAGCCAAGUCG
Trametes versicolor FP-101664 SS1 is the source of this 1811-nucleotide messenger RNA. RefSeq names its product glycerol kinase. NCBI's taxonomy places the organism in Eukaryota, Fungi, Basidiomycota, Agaricomycetes, Polyporales, Polyporaceae. The coding region runs from base 29 to 1630 and encodes 533 amino acids. The record is from RefSeq and is a predicted model, not a curated record. Gene Ontology annotation, molecular function: glycerol kinase activity. Gene Ontology annotation, cellular component: mitochondrion. Gene Ontology annotation, biological process: triglyceride metabolic process; glycerol metabolic process; glycerol-3-phosphate biosynthetic process. The transcript is spliced from 9 exons.